AGUGCAGCGGCCUGGGGGACAUGCCCGGCUCCUUCGUGCCCACGGUGACGGCCAUCACCACGAGCCAGGACCUGCAGUGGCUGGUGCAGCCCACCCUCAUCUCCUCGGUGGCCCAGUCGCAGCCCCCGGGGGGGCCCAUGGCGCAUCCCCCCCCACCCACCGCCCCCGUGGACCCCUACGACCUGCCGGGACCCAGCUACUCCGCACCGGGCAUGGGGGGCUUCCCUUCGGCCCCCCCGGCGCGUCCCGCUCGCGCCCGGCCCCGGCGAAGCCGCGAGGAAACGCUGACCCCGGAGGAGGAGGAGAAGCGGCGCGUGCGGCGCGAGAGGAACAAGCUGGCGGCCGCCAAGUGCCGCAACCGGCGCCGGGAGCUGACAGACCGGCUGCAGGCGGAGACGGACCAGCUGGAGGAGGAGAAAGCCGAGCUGGAGUCGGAGAUCGCCGAGCUGCAGAAGGAGAAGGAGCGCCUGGAGUUCGUCCUGGUGGCCCACGCGCCCGCCUGCAAGCUCCCCUUCGAGGACGCCGGCCCCUUGGGUGCCGGCCCCGCCGAGGUGAGCACCCUGGGCAAGGAGGAGCCGCCGGGGCCCGUCGCCUUCCCGUUCCAGCCGGGCACCCAGGGCCCCUUCCCCAGCUGCUGCUUCGCGCCGGGGGCCCCCCCGGUGCCACCUAACCCCUCCUAUACGUCUUCGUUUGUGUUCACCUACCCAGAGGGAGCGACCUGCGGAGCCUCGCAUCAGCGGAGCAGCAGCAGCGACCAGUCCUCGGACUCCUUGAAUUCUCCCUCGCUCCUCGCGUUGUGA
This is a messenger RNA of Cygnus atratus (black swan), 800 nucleotides long. RefSeq names its product protein FosB-like. The record is from RefSeq and is a predicted model, not a curated record. Gene Ontology annotation, molecular function: RNA polymerase II cis-regulatory region sequence-specific DNA binding; DNA-binding transcription factor activity, RNA polymerase II-specific. The coding region runs from base 21 to 800 and encodes 259 amino acids. Gene Ontology annotation, biological process: regulation of transcription by RNA polymerase II. The transcript has 3 exons. Gene Ontology annotation, cellular component: nucleus. NCBI's taxonomy places the organism in Eukaryota, Metazoa, Chordata, Aves, Anseriformes, Anatidae.